Molecule: messenger RNA, 1041 nt
Organism: Colletotrichum phormii
Lineage: Eukaryota; Fungi; Ascomycota; Sordariomycetes; Glomerellales; Glomerellaceae
Product: NAD-P-binding protein
Exons: 4
Coding region: 1-1041 (346 amino acids)
Molecular function (GO): oxidoreductase activity
Source: RefSeq, a predicted model, not a curated record
AUGUCGAAAUAUCAUUCCCAAGCCUGGCGCAUCCGGAAUAAAGUUCAAGGAGCUUGUACUGAUGAAGGCAUCGAUCAAAACCUCUCACUCGAGGAAGUGCCCAAACCCAGCCCUAAGGAGGGCCAGAUUCUUGUCCGAAUCCACGCUGCCUCUCUUAACUACCGAGACCUCCUAGUAUUGACUUCGGAUCCUGUCUACCUCGGAGGAGGCCCCGACGAUGGCAUAGUGCCACUCGGUGACGGCGCUGGUGUCGUCGUCGAAGUCAAUUCGCCAACGUCGAGAUGGAAGGUCGGCGACAAGGUCAUCAACGCCACCAACUCGUCUUGGAAAACCGGCCAAACUCAAGGCGCCUUCGACAUCAAACUCGGACUCGGCGGAAAGAACAUCGAUGGAGAUUCGCUGGCCCCCUUACCCUCUCACUUGACAUUCGAGGAAGCUGCAGCUCUCAGCGGCCCAUACGUUUCGGCUUGGAAUGCGUUGUUUGGAGGCCCACAGCAACUCAAAAGGGGAGACACCGUGGUGAUCCAGGGUACCGGUGGUGUUAGUGUUGCCGGGCUACAGACCGCCGUGGCUGCCGGGGCUGAGGUCAUCGCCUUCUCAACGUCGGAGGAGAAACUUGAUCUUCUUCGGAAACUUGGUGCAAAGCAUGCAAUCAACUACAAGAAUAACCCCACCUGGAGCAGAGAGAUUCUCAGUUUGACCAACGGCCGUGGCGCUGACCAAGUCCUUGACGUUGUUGGUGCUUCGACCAUUGCAGAGUCUUUGCGUGCGCUGCGACAGGAUGGCCUGGUAUCAGCAAUUGGAUUCAUGUCUGCUCCCGAAAAACAUGACCUCAUUCCGGAGAUUAUCUUUGGUGCCAAGACGAUUCGAGGCUUGAUGUACGGCAGCCUGGGCAUGCUCCAGGAUCUGAGUGCUUUUGUUGAGAAACACAAGAUCAAACCAAUCAUUGCGGAAGUUUUCGAGUGGAAUGAUGCCAAACUGGCUUAUAAAGCUAUGCUUGCCCAGGGCUUUGUUGGGAAGAUUGUGGUCAAGGUUGAGUGA